CUAAUUUAGAUGAGGCGGGGCGGACUGCGUUUCCCGUCAGCCCCCGCGGCCCAAGAUGGCGGCGCGCUGGAGCAGCGAGAAUGUGGUGGUGGAGUUCCGCGACGCCCAGGCGACUGCGAUGUCAGUGGAUUGCCUGGGACAGCAUGCUGUGCUCUCGGGCCGCCGUUUCCUCUACGUUGUCAACCUGGAUGCACCAAAUGAGGGUCAUCGAAAGAUCUCCCGACAGAGCAAGUGGGACAUCGGGACCGUGCAGUGGAACCCGCAUGACAGCUACGCCUACUACUUCGCAGCUUCGAGCAAUCAGCGGGUUGACCUGUAUAAGUGGAAGGAAGGUAAUGGUGAAGUUUGCACAUCACUACAAGGACACACGCGUGUGAUCAGCGACUUGGACUGGGCAGUGUUUGAGCCAGACCUGCUGGUCACUAGCUCUGUUGACACGUACAUCUACAUCUGGGACAUCAAAGACACCAGGAAGCCUACAGUCUCCCUCUCUGCAGUCGCUGGAGCUUCCCAGGUGAAAUGGAACAAGAAAAAUGCCAACUGUUUAGCGACAAGCCAUGAUGGGGAUGUCCGAAUAUGGGACAAAAGGAAACCCAGCACUGCAGUGGAGUACUUGGCAGCUCAUCUCUCUAAAAUCCACGGUCUGGACUGGCAUCCUGAUAAUGAGUAUACACUGGCCACUUCCAGCCAGGACAACUCUGUCAGAUUCUGGGAUUACCGUCAGCCUCGGAAAUACCUCAAUAUCCUUCCCUGCCAGGUUCCUGUCUGGAAGGCAAGAUACACACCUUUCAGCAAUGGGCUGGUGACAGUGAUGGUCCCCCAACUCCGUCGGGAGAACAGUAUCCUUCUCUGGAAUGUAUUUGACUUGAACACGCCCGUCCACACUUUUGUGGGACACGAUGAUGUGGUGCUGGAGUUCCAGUGGAGGAAGCAGAAAGAAGGUUCUAAGGAUUACCAGCUGGUGACGUGGUCCCGUGACCAGACCCUGCGGAUGUGGCGAAUUGACUCUCAGCUGCAGAGGCUGUGUGCUAAUGAUAUCCUGGAUGGAGUCGAGGACCUCAUUGAUGGGAUUUCUCAUCUGCCAGAGCCAGACAAGACCCUUCACUCCCAGGACUCUGAGCCCCAGCAUAAUUCUGGGCAUGGCGAUGAGGAAGCCUUAAAGGAAGACUUCCUGAAUGACCCCCUGGUGGGAAAGAAAACAGACCAAUUGGGGCUGCCUCAGACACUGCAGCAGGAGUUUUCGCUGAUCAAUGUGCAGAUCCGAAAUGUCAAUGUGGAGAUGGAUGCAGUGAGUCGUAGCUGUACAGUGUCAGUGCACUGCGGCAACCACAGAGUCAGGAUGCUGGUGAUGUUCCCUGUCCAGUAUCCCAAUAAUGCUGCACCGUCCUUCCAGUUCAUCAACCCAACCUCGAUCACUGCCUCCAUGAAGGCAAAGCUGCUGAAGAUACUGAAAGACACUUCUCUGCAGAAAGUGAAGAGGAACCAGAGCUGCCUGGAGCCCUGCCUGCGUCAGCUGGUCUCCUGGCUGGAGUCUGUUGUGAACCAAGAGGACAGCACGUCCAGCAAUCCCUACGCUUUGUCAAACUCCGUAACGUCCCCCUUACCCACGUUCGCCCGGGUCUCCAAUGCCUAUGGUUCCUACCAGGAUUCUAACAUCCCAUUUCCACGGACCUCUGGAGCCAGGUUCUGUGGUGCAGGGUACCUGGUGUAUUUCACGAGACCCAUGACCAUGCAUCGUGCAGUGUCCCCGACAGAGCCUACCCCCAGGUCUCUGUCAGCUUUAUCAGCAUACCAUAGUGGCCUUAUUACUCCAAUGAAGAUCCGCGCAGAGACUCCAGGCAAUCUGCGCUUGUACAGUGGGAGUCCUACACGCAGCGAGAAGGAGCAGGUCUCCAUUAGCUCCUUCUACUACAAAGAGAGGAUGUCUCCUCGCUCUGCCCGGCGACGUUGGUCCAUACAAGCAAUUAACGACUUCCCGAAGUCAAGGAGGUGGAAAAGCAAACGAGAGGGGACAGAUGCCAACAACCGACCCAUCAAAGCCGCUGGGAAAGUUAUUAUCCAAGAUAUUUCCUGCUUGCUGCCUGUGCACAAGCUGCUGGGAGAGCUCUACAUACUGAAUGUGAAUAACAUCCAGGAGACUUGCCAGAAGAAUGCUGCCUCAGCCUUGGCUGUGGGACGGAGAGAUCUCGUACAGGUUUGGUCACUGGCCAUGGUAGCCACUGAUCUCUGUCUUGGACCGAAGUCUGACCCAGAUUUGGAGAUACCUUGGGCACAACAUCCAUUUGGACGUCAAUUACUGGAGUCCUUGCUGGCCCAUUACUCGCAGCUGCACGAUGUGCAGACGCUGGCCAUGCUGUGCAGCGUGUUUGAAGCCCAAUCCAGGCUACAGGGGUGCCCAAACUCCUACGGCCCCUUUCCUCAGCGUGCCUCCAUCCUGGCCUCCCACAGCCGAUAUCCGAGCUUUACUUCCUCGGGCUCCUGUUCCAGCAUGUCAGAUCCUGGACUCGGCACCGGAGGCUGGAGCAUAGCAAACAAAGACACGGAGCAGGCCUCCACUCCCUGGUGCGAGUCUUCUCCGGAUGACUUCCGCUACGGAAACCUAAUGUAUCCCGAUCAUCGGGAGCGUGAGAAAGACCAGCAUGAGAAAAACAAAAGGCUGCUGGAUCCUGCCAACACACAGCAAUUUGAUGACUUUAAGAAGUGCUAUGGAGAAAUCCUUUAUCGCUGGGGCCUGCGAGAGAAGCGGGCUGAGGUUCUGAAGUUUGUCUCUUGUCCUCCUGAUCCCCACAAAGGAAUUGAGUUCGGCGUGUACUGCAGCCACUGCCGCAGCGAGGUGCGUGGCACCCAGUGUGCCAUCUGCAAGGGCUUCACCUUCCAGUGCGCUAUCUGCCAUGUGGCGGUGCGAGGCUCCUCUAAUUUCUGCCUGACAUGCGGACACGGAGGCCACACCAGCCAUAUGAUGGAGUGGUUUCGCACCCAGGAGGUGUGUCCCACCGGCUGUGGAUGCCACUGCCUGCUCGAGAGCACGUUCUGAGCAGUGGUGACGGCAGGGCACCCAGGAACUGCAUUUCGUUUUUCAUUCCCAAGCCAUGCUGAAUCAGCUCUGCUCCGCAGUGUCUGGAGGACAUGCCACAGGGAGCUGAAGCAGGAUGUUCUGGCAGCCAUCCGUGGUGACAUUUACAAGUGCUUCCAGUAUUGCCACACUUCCCAGGUUGCUUUGAGACUGAUUUGACCAAACUCCCUGUGUCCAUUGCUGGCAAUGGAUGCCAGACCAGAAGAAUUGCCUUCUCCUGCAGAAGGGUGUGUGAGUAUUGGCUGGUCUCCGUUGGGAUAAAGAGGUGUUAAAAAGCUGCUUUGGAAAGCACGUGCCUGGCAGAGCCAAAGUAGCUCCAGGUAUGCUGUGUCUUUCCGCGUGCCUCCUGACAGGGGGUCAAAGUGAGCAAAACAGUCAGCUUUGCGCAGGUAAAGCAGGAAUAAUAUGCAAGGAACAGUGAGCUCCAAAGGCAAACUGUGAGCUGCACUUGGAGAGCAGAUAGUCUGCAGGGCUGUGCUCGGAGUUGCUUUGGGAAGCAGCAGAGUCCUUGUUUUGAAUGGCCGCUUACAUCGUUUAGGUUGCCCCAGAAAGCAGAAGAAUAAAAACUACACUUUUCAGGAUUACUUCCUACUCACCGGGCAGCAUCUGUGGCUGCUGUGAAAAGCCCAGCCCUGCGCCCAGGAUUGCUAGGACUCGUUGUUUGCUUCCAGCAGUUUGAGUACCAUCGCUCCUAAGGUGUCUCCAUCUCCUGCUCUGACUGGAGCACUUUAAUGCACUUUAACUUGCCUGUCCCUGCCUUGUCAGAGACACGUCCUGGUGACUGGGAAAGGCAUCUGCCUUUUGAGUUUGGGAUCCACGUAGUGUUUCCAUGGAUGGUGGCAUGUGAGGGUGUCUCAGAAAGCCCUUGGUUCCUUGCUCAGGAAACACAACGAGGAUGCUUACUCUGUGCAACUCCUCCUGGCUGUUUUCUUCGAGCUCUUUGGGGGAGGAUCAAUGAAUAAUUCAAGAUGUGCUGCCUGUGUACGUGAGUGAUGAGGCUCCUGAGCCGGGGAGGCAGCAAUUUCUAGGAGGAAAAGGGAUUUUGGAAGGGUGAUGAGAUUCACAGCGGCAAAAGGUUUGUGCCUUUUCUCCCUGCAGAGCUUCAAUUGGAGAAUGUACUGGAUCGAUCUGUCUGUUUGGGGCUGUGCCUGCUGGGUGCAGCUGUGCGGUUGUGUGCACACCCUGUGCAUGCAGCCUGUGCUGCUCCUGAGCAGGCUUCAGCCUGAGCUUUGGUUUGGGGCAACUGUGUGGUCAGGGAUGACCCCGCUGGAGUUACCCCCACCCUGCGCCAGCACUGAUCCUUUCUUCCCGUGCUUGCCUGCUGAGUGGGGCCGUGUGUUGUGCCCGCUUCUGACCUCUGUGCUAACUCAGGCUGUGGGAUCCUGCUGUGGCAUAAACAGAUGGUGUAUCUUAAACAUUAAAACAUUAAAAUUAUAUUUUUAAGUUC
Messenger RNA from Cuculus canorus (common cuckoo), 4520 nucleotides. RefSeq names its product WD repeat domain 59 (gene WDR59). The transcript has 27 exons. The record is from RefSeq and is a predicted model, not a curated record. Lineage: Eukaryota; Metazoa; Chordata; Aves; Cuculiformes; Cuculidae. Gene Ontology annotation, molecular function: protein binding. The coding region runs from base 56 to 3034 and encodes 992 amino acids.